UUCAUUCUUGACUCCUUUAUAUAUAGAUGUCAUUGAAGAACUACAAACAUAUCAAUGGAGAGUGCAAUGUAAGACAUCAAGACGCACCAUAGAAAAGACAUAGGGUUUUAGUCUUGUUGUUCAAACUUCAAAGUGUAACGACUAAUUAAGUUCUAUUGCAUUCAACAUCUAUUUUGGAAUUAUGUCCCCUUUUGUUAUCAUUUUGAUAAAUUUAGUUGUUUUGAAGAAGUGCAAAUAGGGAUGGAAAAGAGUGCGGAAGAGAGGUCUUGUAUGAAGAUUUAAGAGUUAUUUGGAUAGCCAAGGAUGACUUGCCUAAAUCCAUGAAAAUAUAAGGUUGUUGAUUGUAUUUAAUACAUUUAACAAUCUUUUAAGCGGUUUUCUAGGAAGUCGUCUUUGGCUCAUUUGAAACACUCUUAUCUUUCAUGCUAGACAUCUUCUUCCAUCAGUGUCUUCCCAUCUUGAACUACCUUAUAUGUCACAAAUGUCAAAGGUAUGUUCAUUUGUUCUUUUGAUUUUUCUAGUCUUUUGUUAUUCUAUGAGAUCUAUUCCCUGAAACCCAUAUAGGGCAAUAUAUUUCUUUCAAUAAGUAUUGUCUUAAUAAAUGAUAUUUUUAAUAUUUUUUUUUUGAUAAAACGACAACACUUUUGAUAGAAACAAAAAGAAAAAUGCGUGCAUUUUUCCUUAAAAAAAUUUAUCUUAUAUUUUAUCUAGCAAGUCAUUCUCAAAGGAAACAGUAGCGACUUAAGUUAUCUCAUUCAGAUUCAUCAAGACAAAAAAGUAAAAAUCUUACUUUGUGAAUAACCAUAUAGCAUGGUUUGAUUAGCCAUAUAAAAAAGAUAACAUGAAGAGCAUUGUAGGAUAUUUCUUCUUUUGCAAAAGGGUCUAUGAUUAUCCUCACAAUAAAAAGAAAAUGAAUGAUAUGCACCAUCACCAAUAUUCCAUUUGAUUUCCUUGGGCUUAGGUGACAAGUGGAUUUUAUGUUCUUUUUUUAUGUCGGUAACCUUGUUUUCUUAUUCGUGCUUCAAUAGUUUCCUAGCAAUAAAUUAUUUAUAUAAUUUUUAAAAAUACAAUCAUAUGGCUUUCAAGUCUAAGUCUAACAUAAUCAGGCCCACAUUUGGUCCCCACCUAUGAUAAUUUCUUAUAAGUGAGUUAUCCUCAACAUAGAACUGUGAAAAUAUGUUUGGUUUUCGUGAAGAAGACAUUUUAAUUUGUUGACAUAAGGUGCCAUGUUCUACUUAAAAUAAUAUUCAACAUAUAAAUUAACUAUAUCCUAAGCAUAUUAAAUGAAUUAAUUGUUACAUUUAUUUUAAAUAUGGAUUGCAAUAUUUAUUUUUAAAAGGUAAAUCGAUUGAGAAUUUAGUAUUGAUGAUGUUAAAGUACAUAUAUGUCAUCAUAAGAUAAUGCAACCUAACAUACUACAAAAACUCUAAUGUAUAUGAUGAAUCAUUUGAUGAAUAAGAAUGCUUUAAUAUUAUUCAUAUAUAUUUUUUUGCUUUCUUUUUAAUUAGUAUUGUUCUUAGAAAUCGAAGAUAUUAUAAUAAUUUUUAUUUUAUUCAUUACCAAACAAGAAGUUGUUUUGUCCAAGUCUAGCUCCAAUGUGAAACACAUACCUAUCACAAUCACUAUAUACAAUGUUGAAACCACGUAAGUUUUAGAUCUCUUUUGAUUCUAUAAAGUAGAAACUUCUCACACUCAUAACUAAAAUUGCACCCAUAAAUAUAUUGCCUAUCAUUUUUCUAGUCCAAGAUAUAUUCUAUAUCUAGAAACUAACUUUUAUACUUGUCAUAUGUUUAUUUGCACAAAUUGUAAUUUAUCAAAUAGUUUUGUUCUUUCAUUGUGAUUUAUAAAAGGGCCUUUUAUGUUUUCUUUUAUUUAAAACACCCCCAUGGAGUGUUACACUAUGUUUGUUCUAUGUUUGUUUUGUGAUCUUUAUAAUCAUCAGACAACCUUUUAUUAAUUUAUUUGGCGAACUUACUUGCACACCAUGGAAGGAGAAGCGUGAAGAGACUGAAUUUAGUUAUUGGAGUCAGCAUAUUAUAUGUUAGCGGUGAUCGCGGUGCGGUUCGAUGCAGUUAUUAGCUAAAACCUCACCACUAACCGCAAAUGCGGUUAAUCCAUUUUCAAAACCGCAUGGUGCGGUUAUUUUUGCGGUGCGGUUAGGUGGUUAUUUUUGCGGUGCAGUUUUGUUUUUUCUAUGUUGCGGUUAUUAACCGCAUGGAUUUGGUGCGGUUAUUUUGUGUGGUUUUUAACCACACUUUAGAGCUCAAAUGGUUUUAAAAGUUCAAACAUAUUACUUGUAAUAAUAAAAAAAAACCAUAAAAUAUAAGACACUUAACUUAAAUCACAAACAACUAAUAUCUUAAAAACGUCAAAUCAAUAGUAAUUAACAAGAAAUAUCUUAAAAUUGUCUAAUUUCACCAUUUUUCAAAGUUAAAAAUAACAAAACACCAAUACUUUGGUCUUCUAGUAUUUUAUCCAUCUUUCAUCCAUGAAACUUGUGUUAUUUUUAAUAGUUAAUAUAUUAAUAAUUAAUUAAAAAAAUUAUAUAUAAUAUAUGCGGUGCAGUUUUUUGCAGUUUUUAAAAACUAAUAACCACACCGCAUCGUAAAUUUGCGGUUUUUGAAAAACAAAAAACCUCACCAUCGGUUUUAAUUGCGGUUGCAGUUUAUACGGUUAAUUUUAGUUGCGGUGCGAUUUUUGCUCACCCCUAAUAAUAUAUGUUAAUUAUAAUACUGUAAUGGGGCGUACAUAUAAUUAAAACUGAAACGGCCGCUGCACAUGGCCCAAACUAUAUGAGCAUCAAAAUAUCAAACUAUAUAAGUACAUGGCUCAAACUAUAUAAGCAUCAAAAUAUCAAAUUCAAGUUGAAAUUGAAACUCGCAAAUAGAACGGAAAAAUAUACCGAAGCCAAAGGAUUCAAUCGCUACCGGUAAUUGGAUUUUCAGCCGUUCCAGAGCCGCCUCGUUGCCGGCGUCGGCGGUUCGUUUCUCCAAUUUGCAGUCACUCAGUUUAUUGAUAGUGCUGAUAGGAUUUUUACAUUCUUCGUUAGAUUGACAAGAAGGAGACCGGAGAUCCAAUCUUGAACAUGAUUACAAUUCCAUAUUUGACCGCGCUGACCACCUAUUUCAGUUACGGUUUGCUCUUCGCUUUUGGCCAGUUGCACGACUUCUUCCGUAGAUUCAUUGAUUGGUGGAAAGCCAGCAAUCUUCAGGACUAUGCACCGAUCUGUUUAGGGCUUGAAGAUUUCUAUAUUCGCCGCCUCUAUCUCCGUAUACAGGAUUGCUUUGGACGACCAAUAUCAAGCCCUCCUGAUGCUUGGUUUGAUGUGGUGGAGCGUGUUUCUAAUGACAAUAACAAGACACUCAAACGAACUACAAAAGUAAGUAGGUGUCUUUACUUGGGAUCAUACAACUACCUUGGAUUUGCUGCAGCAGAUGAAUACUGCACACCUCGUGUGACUGAGACUUUGAAGAGAUACUCUGCAAGCACAUGUAGUACUCGUGUGGAAGGAGGAACUACAGCAUUGCAUAUUGAAUUGGAGGAUGUUGUGGCUGAUUUUGUUGGAAAACCAGUUGCUAUGGUUACUGGCAUGGGAUAUGUCACUAACUCUGCUAUCCUUCCUGUAUUGGUUAGACAUGGAGGUUUGAUAAUCAGUGAUUCACUCAACCACAAUUCCAUUGCCAAUCGAGCUCGAGGGUCUGGUGCCACCAUUCGAGUCUUUCAACAUAACAAUGAGGCACACAGUAUAGGAGCAAUAGGCAAAACAGGAAAAGGUGGGUGUGAGCUUUUAGGUGUAGACACUGCUGACGUGGACAUCAUGAUGGGAACUUUCACAAAAUCAUUUGGAUCAUGUGGUGGUUAUAUAGCUGGAUCAAAGGAACUUAUUAAAUAUUUAAAGUAUACGUGUUCUGCUCAUUUAUAUGCCAUGUCAAUAUCACCUCCUGCUGCUCAACAGAUUAUAUCUGCCAUCAAAGUUAUUCUUGGGGAGGAUGGCUCUAGUCGAGGUCACCAUUUUUUUAUUAUCUUUUUUUUUUUUAAUCAUAUAUGGCUGAAUGAUUAUUUUAUUUUGUUAAAUUUAAGGGCGAAAAAGCUAGCACAAAUACGUGAAAACAAUAAUUAUUUUAGGUCUGAGCUACAAAAAAUGGGGUUUGAGGUUUUAGAGGAUACUGAAGGUUGCGGUUGUGACAGUUGUGUUUCCAGCCACACCUCUACUGUUGGCUAGAGCGCGUAUUUGUAUUUCGGCUGCUCAUACAAGGGAAGAUAUGGUCAAAGCAUUAGAGGUGAUAAGCAGAGUAGGGGACAUGGUGGGAAUAAAAUAUUUUCCAGCUGAACCAAAGAAGACACAACCGGAGGAAGGAACAAAAAAGAUAGAUUAAUUAAAACAUUAAUUUUUCAACACUAGAGAUAAUUAAUUGUUUUUGCUGACGUGAUGACGUGUUUAGAGACAGUUUUGUACAGAUGCAAGCUGAAAUGUCACCUAAUGUUGUAAAAUCAGGAUCGAUUUUAAGGCUAACUCAAUUUAUGUGAUGUGAAUACGGACUUGACGUGUAUUCAUAUGAUUUUGGAUAUUUUGUUGCGUAUUUUUCCUUUAGACUAAAAGUAAAUAUUUGUAGAUUUUAUCAUUUUUGUUGUACAAUCUCUAUUUGUAUAUGAU
Lactuca sativa (garden lettuce) is the source of this 4654-nucleotide messenger RNA. The record is from RefSeq and is a predicted model, not a curated record. NCBI's taxonomy places the organism in Eukaryota, Viridiplantae, Streptophyta, Magnoliopsida, Asterales, Asteraceae.